Molecule: messenger RNA, 2481 nt
Organism: Macaca mulatta (Rhesus monkey)
Lineage: Eukaryota; Metazoa; Chordata; Mammalia; Primates; Cercopithecidae
Source: RefSeq, a predicted model, not a curated record
UCUGACAUGUUUAGCGAAUGGAGUUCUGCUACAAAGACUGGACUCGGAUAUUUUUAGGCAAGAUGGGGAAACUAACCCGGAAAAGGAAACCGCACCGCUACUUAGCCCCUGGUCCCGGGCCUGCCUUUCUUUUGUAAGUCACUCUUGCAUAAGCUGCCGCUCCCGAUAAGGUGCCAAGAGCUCUUCCGCCCCUCUAAGGAGAGCGUGCCCUCACUCAAGAUGGCGCCUAGAGAGCUUCAGACCUGGUACGCUACUGAUUGGAUGAAGGAUAGAGGGCUUCCGGGAGUUUUCAAGCCGACUGUGGGGCAGCUGAGAGGAGUUUUGCACGUGGAUCGCCGUUCGGAUGGGCGAGAUGGAGACAGCCCCCAAGCCGGGCAGGGAUGUCCCGCCCAAGAAAGACAAACUUCAGACCAAGAGAAAGAAACCGCGGCGAUACUGGGAGGAAGAGACUGUUCCGACCACAGACGGAGCCUCUCCAGGGCCUCCUUGUAACAAGAAGAAUCGGGAGCUCCGUCCUCAGAGACCAAAAAAUGCUCACAUAUUAAAGAAGUCUCGGAUCUCUAAGCAGCCUCAGGUCCCGAAGAAACCCCGAGAGUGGAAGAACCCGGAGUCCCAGCGGAGCUUGUCCGGGGCCCAAGAUCCAUUCCCAGGCCCCGCCCCCGUCCCUGUGGAGGUGGUCCAGAAGUUCUGUCGUAUUGACAAAUCCCGAAAGCUACCACGUUCUAAAGCCAAAACUCGAAGCCGACUUGAGGUGGCUGAAGCUGAGGAAGAGGAAACAAGUAUCAAAGCUGCUCGUUCUGAGCUGCUGCUUGCUGAGGAACCGGGGUUUCUGGAAGGGGAGGAUGGGGAAGACACAGCAAAGAUAUGCCAGGCUGACAUUGUGGAGGCUGUGGACAUUGCAAGUGCAGCCAAGCACUUUGACUUGAAUCUGAGGCAAUUUGGGCCCUACAGACUAAACUACUCUCGAACUGGAAGACACCUGGCUUUUGGAGGGCGCCGAGGUCAUGUGGCUGCCCUUGAUUGGGUAACAAAGAAGCUUAUGUGCGAGAUCAACGUCAUGGAGGCAGUGCGGGACAUCCGGUUUCUCCAUUCUGAGGCACUGCUUGCUGUUGCCCAGAACCGCUGGCUCCACAUCUAUGACAAUCAGGGCAUUGAGCUCCACUGUAUCCGCCGGUGUGACCGAGUGACACGGCUUGAGUUCCUGCCCUUCCACUUCCUCCUGGCUACAGCUUCAGAAACAGGGUUUCUGACCUACCUGGAUGUAUCAGUGGGGAAGAUCGUGGCAGCUCUGAAUGCUCGAGCUGGGCGGCUCGAUGUCAUGAGUCAGAACCCUUACAAUGCUGUCAUCCAUCUCGGACACAGCAAUGGUACUGUGUCUUUAUGGAGUCCAGCUAUGAAGGAGCCACUGGCAAAGAUUCUCUGUCAUCGUGGUGGGGUCCGGGCUGUGGCAGUAGAUUCUACAGGCACGUACAUGGCCACCUCUGGCCUAGACCACCAGCUGAAGAUCUUUGACUUGAGAGGGACCUACCAGCCUCUGAGCACUCGGACCCUGCCCCAUGGAGCAGGGCACCUGGCCUUCUCCCAGAGGGGACUGCUGGUGGCGGGAAUGGGUGAUGUUGUCAACAUCUGGGCAGGGCAGGGCAAGGGCAGCCCACCCUCCCUUGAACAGCCCUACCUCACCCACCGGCUCUCAGGCCCUGUGCAUGGCCUUCAGUUCUGCCCCUUUGAAGAUGUGCUAGGGGUGGGGCACAGUGGGGGCGUCACCAGCAUGCUGGUCCCUGGGGCCGGUGAGCCCAACUUUGAUGGCCUGGAGAGUAAUCCUUACAGAAGCCGGAAGCAACGCCAGGAGUGGGAGGUGAAGGCCCUGCUAGAGAAGGUACCUGCAGAGCUUAUUUGUCUUGACCCGCGAGCCCUGGCCGAGGUGGAUGUCAUCUCUCUGGAGCAGGGAAAGAAGGAGCGGAUAGAGAGGCUGGGCUACGACCCGGAGGCUAAGGCUCCCUUCCAGCCAAAGCCAAAGCAGAAGGGCCGCAGCUCCACAGCAAGCCUGGUGAAGAGGAAGAGGAAGGUCAUGGAUGAGGAACACAGGGUAGAUGAGUAUUGGGAUGGGCCGGGCCUUCCACAGGCUGCACCCUCCUGCUUGUGCCUCUGCCCUUGUCAGCCUGCCACUUCUCACUGUCCCUGUGUCCUCCCCCUCUCCGGUCCCCAGGACAAGGUCCGGCAGAGCCUGCAGCUGCAGCAGCAGCAGCAGCAGAAGGAAGCGAAGGCCAAGUCCACAGGGGCCCGGCCAUCUGCCCUGGACAGAUUUGUGCGCUGAGCCAGACUCCAGGGUUGCCUGGGAACAGUCUCUCCCCGAGAUCACCUGUAGGGAAAAGAGUGUUCCCUGGAACAAGGAGGUGGGGCACUGUGGUCCUUUCCCCAACUGGGGGUGGACAGCUGGCUCCUGGGGUGGGUUGGUAUUAAAGAGGAAAGCGAUUUUUUGGA